CAUUUGCUGUUUAUAUCGUUUGCCAUUUGCUGUUUAUAUCUCAAUUAUUGAUGGAGUAUCCUGAUCACAAUGGGCCGCCCGCCGCGGUGAACGUGAACGUGGGGCCAUGGGCGCUGGUAGCGCACCGGUGCCUCUGUAGAACGAGGACCGGGGAGAGGUGCAAAAGAAAGACCAGACACCUCUCCCGCGUGUGCUACCAGCACCGCGACCUUUAUAUGCCGGAAGAGAUACUGGAAAUGGUGAAUCGACGAAGGCCACGCUGCCAGGCUAUAACACUCAAAGGCCUACAGUGUAGCAGAGAUGGAACAAGGAACUACGUUCUUCAAUACUGCACCCAGCACUAUGGGAUCCAUGCUGAGCCAGAAGUUCAAUCGGACUGAGGCCCAGCAGACGUGAAAUAAGAGCUACCAUCAUACAAGGACUCCCAGUAUACAACAUAUUCUAAAUUCAUCUGUAAAACCUGUAU
Strongylocentrotus purpuratus (purple sea urchin) is the source of this 466-nucleotide messenger RNA. RefSeq lists its product as uncharacterized. The transcript is spliced from 6 exons. The record is from RefSeq and is a predicted model, not a curated record. Bases 51 to 380 code for a protein of 109 amino acids. Lineage: Eukaryota; Metazoa; Echinodermata; Echinoidea; Camarodonta; Strongylocentrotidae.